AGAGAGGCGAGGUAGAGGAGCUAGAGAGAGGAGAGAGAGAGCGGUGAGGUAGAGGAGCUAGAGAGAGAAGAUGGAAGACGCCAUGCAACAUUUAUUCAGCCCUGUAUGAACUAAUAUCCAUUCAGCUCAAUUUGUGGGACUGUCCUCACUUUAAUUAGUGUUUAACCCCUGACCUGAAUACAGGGAGUUCAUUGGCCAGCUCAAACUAGUUUCUCAAACCACUUUAUAGGCUAGUAGUGUAUGGGUGUGUGUUCAGUUUAUGAGGAGCGUAUGUGUGUGUGCUUGCGUGUGUGUGUAAUAUGGGAGGGUAGCAGCUCUGAGGAAUGUGUUCUCUCCCCCACUGUUCCACAGAGACGAGAGAGAGAGAGAGAGAGAGAGAGAGAGGCCCAGCACUACAGAAUGGUUAUAUCUGAGGUGCCCGUUUCUUAUCUGGAUGGGCGGCUUGAGUUCAUUUAUGAGGCGCUCAAACCUGAUGGUGAACCAGUCAAAAACACAACACAACACGUGGACGUGGUGCAGAGAAACAGGGAAACAUCUGAUCAUGGAUAAAAGACCCCACCCAGGGACAUCAGAGUUCAAUAGGACAGCCUUGGGGACAUCAGAGUUCAAUGGGACAGCCUUGGGGACAUCAGAGUUCAAUGGGACAGCCUUGGGGACAUCAGAGUUCAAUGGGACAGCCUUGGGGACAUCAGAGUUCAAUAGGACAGCCUUGGGGACAUCAGAGUUCAAUGGAACAGCCUUGGGGACAUCAGAGUUCAAUAGGACAGCCUUGGGGACAUCAGAGUUCAAUGGGACAGCCUUGGGGACAUCAGAGUUCAAUAGGACAGCCUUGGGGACAUCAGAGUUCAAUAGGACAGCCUUGGGGACAUCGGAGUUCAAUGGGACAGCCUUGGGGACAUCAGAGUUCAAUGGGACAGCCUUGGGGACAUCAGAGUUCAAUGGGACAGCCUUGGGGACAUCAGAGUUCAAUAGGACAGCCUUGGGGACAUCAGAGUUCAAUGGAACAGCCUUGGGGACAUCAGAGUUCAAUAGGACAGCCUUGGGGACAUCAGAGUUCAAUGGGACAGCCUUGGGGACAUCAGAGUUCAAUGGGACAGCCUUGGGGACAUCAGAGUUCAAUGGGACAGCCUUGGGGACAUCAGAGUUCAAUGGGACAGCCUUGGGGACAUCAGAGUUCAAUGGGACAGCCUUGGGGACAUCAGAGUUCAAUGGGACAGCCUUGGGGACAUCAGAGUUCAAUGGGACAGCCUUGGGGACAUCAGAGUUCAAUGGGACAGCCUUGGGGACAUCAGAGUUCAAUAGGACAGCCUUGGGGACAUCAGAGUUCAAUGGAACAGCCUUGGGGACAUCAGAGUUCAAUAGGACAGCCUUGGGGACAUCAGAGUUCAAUGGGACAGCCUUGGGGACAUCAGAGUUCAAUGGGACAGCCUUGGGGACAUCAGAGUUCAAUGGGACAGCCUUGGGGACAUCAGAGUUCAAUGGGACAGCCUUGGGGACAUCAGAGUUCAAUGGGACAGCCUUGGGGACAUCAGAGUUCAAUGGGACAGCCUUGGGGACAUCAGAGUUCAAUAGGACAGCCUUGGGGACAUCAGAGUUCAAUAGGACAGCCUUGGGGACAUCAGAGUUCAAUGGGACAGCCUUGGGGACAUCAGAGUUCAAUGGAACAGCCUUGGGGACAUCAGAGUUCAAUGGAACAGCCUUGGGGACAUCAGAGUUCAAUAGGACAGCCUUGGGGACAUCAGAGUUCAAUGGAACAGCCUUGGGGACAUCAGAGUUCAAUAGGACAGCCUUGGGGACAUCAGAGUUCAAUAGGACAGCCUUGGGGACAUCAGAGUUCAAUGGGACAGCCUUGGGGACAUCAGAGUUCAAUGGGACAGCCUUGGGGACAUCAGAGUUCAAUGGGACAGCCUUGGGGACAUCAGAGUUCAAUGGGACAGCCUUGGGGACAUCAGAGUUCAAUGGGACAGCCUUGGGGACAUCAGAGUUCAAUGGGACAGCCUUGGGGACAUCAGAGUUCAAUGGGACAGCCUUGGGGACAUCAGAGUUCAAUGGGACAGCCUUGGGGACAUCAGAGUUCAAUGGGACAGCCUUGGGGACAUCAGAGUUCAAUGGGACAGCCUUGGGGACAUCAGAGUUCAAUAGGACAGCCUUGGGGACAUCAGAGUUCAAUAGGACAGCCUUGGGGACAUCAGAGUUCAAUGGAACAGCCUUGGGGACAUCAGAGUUCAAUGGAACAGCCUUGGGGACAUCAGAGUUCAAUAGGACAGCCUUGGGGACAUCAGAGUUCAAUAGGACAGCCUUGGGGACAUCAGAGUUCAAUGGGACAGCCUUGGGGACAUCAGAGUUCAAUGGGACAGCCUUGGGGACAUCAGAGUUCAAUGGGACAGCCUUGGGGACAUCAGAGUUCAAUGGGACAGCCUUGGGGACAUCAGAGUUCAAUGGGACAGCCUUGGGGACAUCAGAGUUCAAUGGGACAGCCUUGGGGACAUCAGAGUUCAAUGGGACAGCCUUGGGGACAUCAGAGUUCAAUGGGACAGCCUUGGGGACAUCAGAGUUCAAUGGGACAGCCUUGGGGAAAUCAAGGACAGGGUGAUCCAAGACUGAUCCAUGGAGAACACACACCAAAUUAGAAUGGAUAAAUGUUGGAUGAAAUGAUAUGGACAUGGACGCGUCACCUCCGCUGACCAUCGACGUACGACUCCCAUUGAGAAAGCAUUGGAAAUCACGAGGGCUGGGACUUGCCAGGGACCUCACGAUACAAUACUAUCACGAUACUAUCACGAUACUAUCACAAUACUAUCACAAUACUAUCACGAUACUAUCACAAUACUAUCACAAUACUAUCGCAAUACUAUCACAAUACUAUCACAAUACUUAGGUGCCUAUACGAUGUGUAUUGCGAUUUGAUGUUCCAAACUUUUUGCUCACCAUAUGUCUGCUGCAGAGAGACGAGAGCGCAUGAGAACAUGUGUUUUCAUGCGUCAUGGAAAUAAAAGUACUAUUUAAAAAGAAGAUUAAAAACAAGCUAUAGGAUGAGAAAUGUCCAGAGUUUUGGCGUAGCCGACUAGCUCUAGCUAACACUGCCUAGCAAAAAAUGUUUAAUAUAUAUCUAAUCGAUACUUUGAGUCAAGGUAUCAAUAUAAUAUCGUCCAAAAUAAUAAUGCGAUAUGUAAAUAUAUUUCCCCCCAUCCCUAGAAACCACGGAUAAAGGUCAGAUCAACAAGCCAGUCUGGCCUCGCCAUUAUCCAUUAUACUUUCACCGUCAUUUUCUUCUCUUCUCUGUGCUCUUUCGUUUCUUCCGCUCUUUUUGAUCGGGAACCAGCGUGUCGUGUGUUUGUGUGUUUGUGUGUGUGCGCGCGUGUGUGUCAGGAAGUACACAUGCGGUUUUGAACUCUUUGAUGAUAAAGGACUAAGAUCCCUCAUAUAUACCAUCAUCUGGAGGAUAGCUGGAAGGCUGACAACACCCCCACCC
Messenger RNA from Salmo salar (Atlantic salmon), 3472 nucleotides. NCBI's taxonomy places the organism in Eukaryota, Metazoa, Chordata, Actinopteri, Salmoniformes, Salmonidae. The record is from RefSeq and is a predicted model, not a curated record.